UGUUGUCUUCCUCAACCAGAAGUGCCCUAUCAAGCUAUCAGCCUCCCGCCCGAGUUCAUGGAAGUCAGAGUGUAAACUCAACUAGGUCAAGCAGGAGGAGGCUGUGGUUCUGUGAACGUGAGUUAAUUAAUAGAGCGAAAAAAAUGAAGUUAGCAACUUCAUCAUAUUCAUAUUCCUCAGUUACUCCUAUUCAUUCUGUUUUUCUUCACAAAAACCGUCGCAAAUUGUCAUUUAAUAUAUUUCAGGGUACUUCUUCUUCAACAACCGCAUCCAAUUCCACAUCCACUUCUUCUUCCACUCAAACCCAUCAACUACUAAGCACACCCGCCGCAAUGGUUUCUUCCCUCCGGACCCACCGCCAUGCCCACUAUCCUCCUCCGUGGUUUAGUGUUGCUCCCAUGAUGGAAUGGACUGAUAAUCACUACAGGACUCUGGCCAGGCUCAUUUCAAAGAACGCAUGGCUCUACACUGAGAUGCUUGCUGCUGAAACAAUUGUCUAUCAAAAGGACAAUCUGGACAGAUUCUUGGAAUAUUCUCCAGAACAACAUCCUAUUGUUCUUCAAAUUGGCGGGAAUAAUUUGGAAAACCUGGCCAAAGCGACUGAGCUUGCUGAACCUUACAAAUACGAUGAGAUCAAUUUUAAUUGUGGAUGUCCGAGUCCAAGAGUAGCUGGACAUGGGUGCUUUGGUGCUCGCCUUAUGCUUGAUCCAAAGUUUGUUGCUGAGGCUAUGUCAGUGAUUGCUGCGCACACAGAUGCCCCUGUCAGUGUUAAGUGUCGAAUUGGUGUUGAUGAUCACGAUUCAUAUAAUGAGCUCUGUGACUUUAUUUACAAGGUUUCUUCUCAAUCACCAACUAGGCAUUUUAUAAUACAUUCACGGAAGGCACUACUCAAUGGAAUUAGCCCAGCUGAAAAUCGAAGUAUUCCACCUCUUAAAUACGAGUACUUUUAUGGCCUUUUGCGUGACUUUCCAGACUUAAGAUUUACGAUAAAUGGGGGCAUAAACACUGUUGAUGAGGUCAAUGCAGCUAGAAGGGCAGGAGCUCAUGGUGUAAUGGUUGGACGUGCUGCAUUUCAAAAGCCCUGGCAUACUUUGGGACAUGUUGAUACUGCCAUUUAUGGUGCACCAAGCAGUGGUGUAACACGGCGUCAGAUACUUGAGAAGUUUCAAGUGUAUGGUGAUUCUGCUGUGGGAAAAUAUGGACGCAAACCAACCGUGCGAGAUGUGGCAAGGCCUUUGCUUGGUCUCUUCCAUUCAGAACCUGGGAAUGGUGUGUGGAAGCGCAAAGCUGAUGCUGCUUUCCUGCAUUGCACGACUAUGAAAUCAUUUUUUGAUGAAACGCUUGUGGCAAUUCCUGACCAUGUUCUAGAUUCACCUAUUGGAGAGCCAUCAUCAGGAGGUGAAGAUCCUUUUGCCAAUAUUCAUACUUUGCUGCCUCCAGCGUACGAAUCAAGGGAGCAAGAACUACUAUAUGCCUAGUCUGUAUCUGUUCAAAAUAUCAAGUUUAGGCUAUUCUUUACAUUUUUGGAAUUUAACCUGAUUGAUCCCAUGUAGCAAUAUGUACUAAUAUAUGUCAGUACUCAGUGCACAGUCAGAAAUUUUUUGUUGUGAAGCAGUCAGUCCAUCUUAAAAAUCUUCUGGAUGGUGACUAGCAAUUUUUAUUUUGGGUGCUACAUGUCCUCUCUAAUGAGAACCUCUUAACUUCACGAAUCUGUUACACUGAUUUUUUAAAUAUAUGAUAUGUGCUAUUUUUGC
Molecule: messenger RNA, 1754 nt
Organism: Prunus mume (Japanese apricot)
Lineage: Eukaryota; Viridiplantae; Streptophyta; Magnoliopsida; Rosales; Rosaceae
Biological process (GO): tRNA dihydrouridine synthesis
Molecular function (GO): tRNA dihydrouridine synthase activity; flavin adenine dinucleotide binding
Source: RefSeq, a predicted model, not a curated record